GUCAUUCUUGAUAACAAACAUAUAUAUAUAUAUAUAUAUAUAUAUAUAUAUAUAUAUAUAUAUAUAUAUAUAUAUGACACGAUAAUCUGAGUGACACUAUCUCUCGAGAAAAGCCAGCAUCUACCUUAUUACAUGUGAACAUACCAAAGUGUGACAUAGACGUGGGACUUCUCCAAUUAUUUUGACGUGAUUUGCCAGCAUACUCGUGUGAUCUCGUAAAAUUAUGUAUCUACCGCAAACGCUAUUGAUAUUUUGGAUAUUGAUGAGAUAAACUGAAAAUACGAAAGAGCACCUAAUGACGGUUUUGCGAAAUGAUGACAAAUCUUCGAUAUGACACCAUCUGUUCAGUUUUAGUUUUAUUUUCUAUUCUAGUACACGCCAAGGCAGAACCGCAGGAUAUUUCGAAUGUUCAGCAUUUACCUGACAUUAAAUUUAAUUCGAAUGAAUAUUCGGAAUAUCCUGACAAUGAGGAUGAAGGAUCCUUCCAUUCGCAAUUGGAUGAACAACAAAGUAUAAAAGAUAAUUUAUAUUUACGAGGUAAUAGCCACUUUAAUAAAGAGGAAUCAAUAACUACAGAUGAUUUAGACAAAAGUAUGUAUUCAUUUAUUUGUUUAAAGAUAUCUCUUGAUAUAAAAUUGGAUAUGCAUUGGCCUGCUGAACAACUGAAACUUAAUCAAAUAUCAGCAGUUUCUAUGGAUCCAUAUGGCAAUAUUGCUAUUUUUCAUAGAGGAAAUCGUAUUUGGGGAGCUGAUACUUUUGACAAUGGAAACAGAUUCAAUCCAAAUAAUGGGCCCAUAAUGCAAAAUACAAUUAUCCUUUUGAAUAAAAGUGGGAAGGUAAUAUUAGAGUUUGGAAAAAACAUGUUUUAUCUUCCACAUGGUUUGACUAUUGAUCAGUCUGGAAAUUAUUGGAUUACUGAUGUGGCAAUGCAUCAAGUAUUCAAGUUUGAUGCUCAAGAUAUAGAGAAGCACAUGGAAGAAUUGAAACAUGCACAGUUUAGCUCAAUGACAAGUGUGUCUAGCGAUCACACUGGUGCAUUAUUUGAAAAUAGCAUACUAAAGCCAUCCAUAAUUCUUGGAGAGGCUUUUGUGCCUGGUAAUGAUGAAACGAGAUUUUGUAAACCAACAGCUGUUGCUGUACAUACUAAUGGUGACUUUUUUGUCAGCGAUGGAUAUUGCAAUUCUAGGAUAAUCAAAUUUAAUAAGAACGGAGAGCGAAUUCUACAUUGGGGACGACAUUGGGGCGCUGGAGAGCCCAUCUAUUCGCAGUUGCCUCCACCAAAUGCGUUUCUCGUCCCACAUGCUUUAGCACUCGCAAGUGAAUUGAACUAUAUUUAUGUUGCUGACAGAGAGAAUGGCAGGGUAUUAUGUUUCUUUGCUAGCAAUGGUACAUUUCAUAAAGAAUACAGGCACUCUGCUAUCGGUACACAAAUUUAUAGCAUUGGAUAUGCUCGAGAAAAAUUAUAUCUAGUCAAUGGAUUGAAUCCAUAUAAUCCAAUUAAUUCAGUGCCAGUAAGAGGUUUUGUGCUUGAUAUCUAUUCUGGAAAGAUAUUGUCAAUGUUUGCACCCAAGGGAAACAUGGAUAAACCACAUGAUCUCUAUGUGACGGAAGAUGAUUCCGAGAUAUAUGUAGUAGAGUUAAAUAAUCACAAAAUUUAUAGAUUUCUACAAGGUGUAAAUGAUUCUACACCUGCUGAAGAUUCACAAUCUAUUAAGCGGCAUCGACCUAAGAUCUUAGUACAUCCUGAUACUAAAGAUGCUGAUAUUGGAAAGACUAAUAUGACGAAAUUGAUUCUAGGUCUUGGCUCAGCAGCCAUUUCUUUUAUUACAAUAUGCGUCGCGAUUGCUGCCAUUGUAGCAAGAUGCCAAAAAAGAGGUAGAGAAACAAGAUAUCACUAUGAUGAACCAAUUGUUGAAUUUUCUAAAUUAGUUAAUUAGGAUACAAAAAUUCAUUUGUCUGUGUUUUUCUUUCAUUGUAUUUUUGUUUUUUGUAUAUUAUGCUAAUAUAUAUAUAUAUAUAUAUAUAUAUAUAUAUAUAUAUAUAUAUAUAUAUAUAUAUAUUAAAUAAGCUCCUUUUUUCCUGUUGCUUAUUGAAAUAUUUAGUAAAAUAAAUUAUAAAAAAUGAAUUAUAAAAAAAUUCAAUAUCUUUGUAAUAUUAUAUAUCUUUGUAAUAUAAUACAACAGAAAAAAAGGAAUUAUAAUGUCUGCUCAUGUUUGUUUAUUGUUGCAGCUAUAUAUGUUUAAAGAUUUUAUUUUUAUUUAUAUAUUUCCAGAACAAUAUAAUUAUGUUGCUAAACUUUAACAGUUAAGAUAGUUUUAACACCUUGUAGUAGCAAAAAAUUAAUUUGUUCCUAUUACUGAAUCCCUAAAUUGUGUGUGUGUUUUCUUAUUCAAAAGAAUUUAUUCUUACUUAGUAGCUUUAAUUGAUAUUUCUUAUAUAUAUGCUAUAGUUAGAAAGCAUAGUGUUGUACUCUUUAUAUAUUCAUGUAUCUUGUAAAUUUAAUUUUUAAGACAGUUAUAUACAUAUGCCUAAAAUGUAUGUAAAAUUUUUUUUUAGAUUUUGUUAGAUAUCUGUAUGUUAUAUUACUAUAUAUGAAUUGUAUUGUAUUACACCCUUUAAUUUUUU
Cataglyphis hispanica is the source of this 2625-nucleotide messenger RNA. RefSeq names its product peptidyl-alpha-hydroxyglycine alpha-amidating lyase 1-like. Gene Ontology annotation, molecular function: protein binding; catalytic activity. The transcript is spliced from 5 exons. NCBI's taxonomy places the organism in Eukaryota, Metazoa, Arthropoda, Insecta, Hymenoptera, Formicidae. Gene Ontology annotation, cellular component: extracellular region; membrane. The coding region runs from base 312 to 1937 and encodes 541 amino acids. The record is from RefSeq and is a predicted model, not a curated record. Gene Ontology annotation, biological process: peptide metabolic process.